GAGAGCACCCCUAAGUCCUUGUCUGCUCGAGAUCUAGAUACAUGGAGGAGACUGCACAAAUCUUUGAAAAAUUGCCCAUCAUCAACUUUUCUCUCAUCCACCGUGAUUCUGUCAUCCACCGUGAUUCUGUCAUCAAGCAAAUCCAUGAAGCUUGUCAAAACUUUGGUUUCUUUCAUGUUAUCAAUCAUGGGAUCCCCGAUUCAGUGCUUGAAGAAGCUUUGAAUGUGAAUUCAAUGUUCUUUGACAUGCCAAUGGCGAUGAAGAAGGAGCUUCUGUCCGAUGAUGUACAGAAGCCAGCAAGAUUUAGUAAAAUACGAGUUGGCUGCCAUGAAGAUAGGAUGCUUUCGAGGGACUUCCUUAAGCUUUAUGCACAUCCUCUUCAUCAUUUUCUCAACUUAUGGCCUUCAAAUCCUCUCAAUUAUAGGGAAAAAAUGGGAAGGUAUGCUACAGAAGUCAGGAAAUUAGGCAUUGAGCUAUUUGGUGCCAUCAUGGAGAGCUUAAACUUAAGCCCAACACACUUAAAACAAAAUUUUGAGCACGGCGCGCAACUUAUCGGCGUAAAUUCCUAUCCUUCGGGAUCCGACGUAAAAGCAGGCACAUCCGCGCACACGGAUCACAGCAUUAUCACCAUUCUUCUUCAAAGUUCCCCUGGCCUCCAUAUUUUGGACAGGUCGGAUGGCGCAUGGAAGAGCGUUGGCAAGAUCGAAGGGGCAUUAGAAGUCUUCGUGGGAGAUCAUUUGGAGGUAAUAAGCAAUGGUUUGUACAAAAGUGUAUUGCAUCGAGUCCUUCCAAGUUCGAAUAAUGGUUCUAGGUUGUCUAUAGCUGACUUUCAUAGCCUCGGAAUGGAUGACAUAGUCGAGCCUGCUACAGAACUAGUCAAUGAAGAACAUCCAAAGAGGUAUAAGGGGAGCAGCUUGAGAGACUUUCUCGAGCAUCUUUCAUCCAAAGACACGACACCCUUUAUUCAGACGAUCAAAAUAUAAAACGACUUUUUAUAGUUGAUGAGUAUAUGUGUAGUUCUAGCAAUGUAUCAAACGAGUAGGGCAAAAAGAAUUAACGAGGUCGACUAAAUUUACUUUGAAUUGCACUUAAUUUAUCAGUGUUGUAAUAAGAAGUUAAAUGAAACGAUUGAUGUUACCCUUAUACAUGCUUCAAGUUGAACUUAA
Molecule: messenger RNA, 1166 nt
Organism: Olea europaea var. sylvestris
Lineage: Eukaryota; Viridiplantae; Streptophyta; Magnoliopsida; Lamiales; Oleaceae
Product: flavanone 3-dioxygenase 3-like
Exons: 3
Coding region: 42-983 (313 amino acids)
Source: RefSeq, a predicted model, not a curated record